AUGGGAAUACAGAAAAGUGAAGAAGAAAGGUUACUAAUAUUGGAAAAGGAUGCAGAAAUAGCAUAUCCAUUCCUAGCGUCGGAUGAACGAUCAUCAACUUUUAAACAAGGUUAUCAAUAUGAGAUAAAAGAUGCCAUACCCAAGGGUAAUUCUAAAUUAACUAAAGAAGAUGUUAAACAAACUAAACCAUGGGUUCAUUUCGUAGCUGGUGGUAUUGGAGGUACUGUAGGAGCAGUAGUGACAUGUCCUUUAGAUGUAGUAAAAACAAGAUUACAAUCAGAUGUAUAUCAUCAAUUAUAUAAUAAAACUAUAAAAUCAUCAAAUCCAAUAAUUCAAACAUUUCAACAUUUAACUGAAACUGGAUCAGUAUUACGUAAUAUGUAUAUUAACGAAGGUGCAAGAUCACUAUUUAAAGGUUUAGGACCAAAUUUAGUUGGUGUUAUACCUGCUAGAUCAAUAAAUUUUUUCACUUAUGGAGCUACUAAAUCAUGGCUAAUGAAUAAUUUUGGAAAAAACAAAAAAGAAGAGACUUGGAUGCAUUUAGUUUCAGGUAUAAAUGCUGGCUUUGUGACUUCUACAGCAACUAAUCCAAUUUGGUUAAUUAAAACUAGAUUACAAUUAGAUAAAUCAUCAAAUCAAAAAUUUAAAAAUUCAUUUGAUUGUUUUAAACAUAUAAUAAAGAAUGAGGGAUUUACUUCUUUAUAUAAAGGUUUAUCUGCAAGUUAUCUAGGUGGUAUUGAAUCUACUAUUCAAUGGGUUUUAUAUGAACAAAUGAGAAUAUUUAUAAAUAAACGAUCAUUACAAAUACAUGGAGAACAUGGCAUUAAUAAAACUACUAAAGAUCAUAUAUUAGAAUGGUCUGCUAGAUCAGGAGCUGCAGGAUUAGCUAAAUUUAUGGCAUCAUUAAUUACUUAUCCACAUGAAGUUGUUCGUACAAGAUUAAGACAAGCACCAUUGGAAUCAACUGGUAAACCAAAAUACACGGGAUUAAUUCAAUGCUUUAAAUUGGUUUUUAAAGAGGAGGGUUUUGCUAGUAUGUAUGGUGGAUUAACUCCUCAUUUAUUAAGAACUGUACCUAAUUCAAUUAUAAUGUUUGGUACUUGGGAAUUGGUAGUUAGAUUAUUAUCCAAUUGA
Molecule: messenger RNA, 1134 nt
Organism: Insectozyma verbasci
Lineage: Eukaryota; Fungi; Ascomycota; Pichiomycetes; Serinales; Debaryomycetaceae
Source: the annotation of a GenBank genome assembly